AAUCCGUCCGUUCAUUUCCACUACUAGUUAUUGGAUUUGAUAUCUAAUUAAUAAAAAAGAUUUAUGUGUGAUACCAUAUCUAACAACAAGAAUCCAAUGCUAAAAAAAUAUUUAAUCAGAUUCUAUUUCUGGGUGUUGCAAGAAAUGGUUAAUGAAGUAUCCGGCUUUGUCGUUUUUUGAUUAUUGGUAUCCUGAUUUGUACCGUAAGGAUUAGUAUUGUUUUCUUCCAUUGUUGAGUUUAUUACCCAAUUGCUUACGCGUAGAGCUGGACUUAUCAGGGCCAUUUAUCUCUGACACUAAAAAAUAGACCCCCUCCUAUAAAAACAAAAGGAGAAGAUUUUGCAGUUCAUAACAAGCAUAUCUGACACAACCCCAAAAACUGAAGGGGAGUUAGAAUCUGAAAACAGAAUCAAACAAGCUACCAGGGAAAAUUCUGUCAAACUUCUUCGAUGAAUACUAUAAUGUGAAUGUCCAACUGGGUUUUCCUUAUUUUCCUGAAAAGUUCAAGCAGGUGUCGGGAGUGACCAGAAUUAAAAGGGGGAUUGGAUUGGAUUGGAUUGGAUUGAUUUGGUUUGCUUUGCUUACCUGUGUGAUCAGGUGAUAUGGAUGAUUUACCAAAAGUUUUGCAUGGGUGGAGCUGGGAAGAAAACAAGCUGUUUGAGAUGGCUUUGGCUGGGGUUGAUGAAGAAGACCCGGAUAGAUGGAAGGUGGUUGCAGCCAUGGUUGGUGGGAAGAAGAGUGAAGAGGAUGUGCAGAAACAUUAUGUGAUCCUUUUAGAGGACUUGCAGGGUAUAGAGUCCGGUAAAUUGGAUCAUAAACUUGUCGGAGAAGCUCAGCCUUGUGUUCAAGUUGACUGCACUGAAUCUGUAUGUUGGACUGAUGAAGAUCACAAAGUUUCAUUUUUAAUCGGUUGGUCAACCAUGUGAAUCCAAUAUUGCUAGUCUGAUCAAUAAGGGGCGGAUUAUAGAGAAAAUGUUGUGGUCAUUCCACUGCUUUCUACCAAGGGUUCUUCGUUCAGCAAACUCCUCCAGAAAAAUGCAUCAGAUUCUUGCCUUUUGUUGUCUAAAGGAAGUGAUUUCAGGUUGAUGCAUUUUUAUUCCCAGUCUCAUGAAAAAGAUAAUAUAGUUCAUUUUUGUGCCCCAAUGUAAUCCACUGUUCCUCACUCAUCGUAUGGCAAGCCUUGAGGAAACUAGGUCUAAAACCCCUUGUAAUAAAGAAAUUAAGCAGAGAAAGCACAAGGGAAAUCAACAUCUAUGUCUCGAUAGAUAGAUCAUAUUAGCUUCAAUUAGUUGUAUGUUAUGUAGCGGUGACUGGAGCCUGCUAUCAUGGUUUAUUUUACAUCUUAUUCCUAGAUAGGUCAAAAAUUCUCCUUACCAGUAGCUUUUUGAGUUCCAGAAAAGAUUGUUGUUCCUUUGGAAUUUGGGUUAAAUGUCAUAUUUCUUCUGUUAAA
Messenger RNA from Populus euphratica (Euphrates poplar), 1450 nucleotides. RefSeq names its product protein RADIALIS-like 4. Bases 603 to 926 code for a protein of 107 amino acids. Gene Ontology annotation, molecular function: DNA-binding transcription factor activity. The transcript is spliced from 2 exons. The record is from RefSeq and is a predicted model, not a curated record. Lineage: Eukaryota; Viridiplantae; Streptophyta; Magnoliopsida; Malpighiales; Salicaceae.